Molecule: messenger RNA, 1068 nt
Organism: Rhipicephalus sanguineus (brown dog tick)
Lineage: Eukaryota; Metazoa; Arthropoda; Arachnida; Ixodida; Ixodidae
Exons: 4
Coding region: 474-857 (127 amino acids)
Source: RefSeq, a predicted model, not a curated record
GAAGAGAGCAAAGUGAAUUAGAAAAGAAACAGGGGGAGCCGAUAAUCAUGUGACAUUAAGAAGAAAAGGGGGACCUUGGCAGGUCAUGUAAUGCGAAUGACAGAUGGUCAGUUAGAAGGACGGAAUGGAUCCCAAGAGGUGGGAAAUGUAGCUGAGGUCGGCAGAGGGUUGGGUAGAGCAAAAUUUUGAAGUUCCAGGCAUAUGAUGGAACCGGUUCACGCAAGGAAGGGUAAAUUGGAAAUCAUUGGGAUAGGUCUUUGUCCUGCAGUAGAGAUGAUAAAAAUGAUGAUGACCAUGACGAUGAUUAUGAACAUAGUAGCCCUUUAAUGAUGCAUCGUAUUGCGUUUUUGAAUGGAACUAAGUAUUUUCAAUAUUAAUACUGUUAUUAUUGCCUAAAACGCUGCAAACGUGCCCCGCACAGGCAAAAGGUUCACAGCCACGACGCGUGGCUGCAAGUGGUCAAGCCGAUCAUCAUGGUGCAACUGUACUUCCGCGAGUACACGAAGACGACCAAUGGCUGGCUCAACGUCUUCGAGGUGGUGAUCGGCGCCAUCCUCUGGGCGAUGUACCAUAGUCUGGGCGCAACGACUCCGAGCGAGCAGUUCCUGCACAGCUGCGCGCUCGUUUUCACGACCAACGGACUUUUCUUCCUCAUGUCGUCGACAAUGAGCAUCACGACGGCCCUUAUGCUCCCCAGAUUGUUUUAUUACAACCUUUUCGAACUCGUCGCAGCAGCAUGCUACAUAUAUGGCGGAGUCGGGAGCGUUGGCAACUCAUCUUUCAUCGAUGGCGUAACCGCGAUUAUCUGCGGGGGCUUUCACCUCGUCCAUUUUAUUUAUUCGAUUCUCAAGAACUGAGAGUGGCUGGAGUUCAAAUUGGCGGGCUCACGGGCCUCCUCUCGCUCCAUGCGCCUUACACGCACCAUUGUAUAUACACGAGAAGAUGCGCACAUCUGAUCCAUUGAUGACCUGUGCUGUGGCAACAUAAAAUUCGGAAUGGUGACGCACCAAGCAGGGGCCUAAUGUCGAUACCGCGAAAAUUUCUACGUGCUUCGAAACGCAGUCGGCG